AAUAUAUAUAUAUCAAUAUAAAUAUAUAUGCUACAUUGUAAAACCUGUUAUCAAACGGUCCACAAGUGCUACGCUAGCUAACUUUAGCGUUACCGUUUUAGGAUCAAGUGAUUGCAAGUUAACUAAUUAGCUCUUUCUGAAGUGUAACUCCAAGUGAGGGCAACACCGGAGUAAUGAUGCAGCGAAUAAACGUGCAGCUAGUUUUCUAACUAACGACAAGCUUUCGGUUCUGAAAAUACCAGGUUGUCAACGUAGAUUACGAUUUGAAAGAAAUGUUUGUUUUUUUCCCUUAAAAAAAACUACCUUAGUCCUAAGUAAAUUAACAUAAACGUUCAUCUUUACGAACUACUUGACACUUUAAGACUCAGGCUAAGAACACCAUUAUUUAAAUGUAUGUUCAACCUGUCGAGCUGUAUUGUACAUUUUGUAACGUUAGGAUGAGAUCACAGAAACAACAGCUGAGCCAGAUACCAACGUUGACACAUUACUGAGAAGAGUGAUACUGUGCAAUAGAGUUGGAUCAAAAGUGUGAAUGUUUUGUAAGAUAGAAGGCCACAUUGUGGGGUAUUAGGUUUUAAGACAUGGUUGAAUGUAAGCGACUGAGACUAGAAUAUACAUCAUAUUUAUAGCAACAGUACAGUAUAUUAAAUACCAGCUUCAUCAGGUUGGGCAAACUCAUCCUAACCAAGCUAUAGCUAGUGUUGUUGACUUGUUCAUCACCAACAUAAGUUGGUGCCAGGAAUUGGGGGGGGGGGGGGGGGGUUACCUUUUUCAAUAGUAAGUAAACAUCACAAUUUAACUAUGUAGAUCACAAGUUUACGGAUUACUUGUUUCACUUCUGUGUGACUUCACUUCCUCUUCAUCAUAAUGUCAAACCUAAUAACUACUCUAUGUAAGAUGAACACUGAGGACAAGUUGGAGGAGGGUAUGCUGCUGAAAUGCAGCAGCGGAGGAAUAGAUGGAGGAGGAAGAGUUGGGCUUGGCAAUGGAGGAGGACUGGUGGUGAUGACACUGGGGGAACGAUCACUGGCAAACCACCCACUGUUGGCUGAGGACGAUGAAGAUGAAGAUGAAGAUGAGGACUUGACUGGGAGCUCACUAGUCACACACGACCUGGUCCCUCCAGAGCAGCUGAUGAUGCAGGAGGAGAUGACAAAGAAUGGUAGAGGAGGAGGAGGAGAAGAGGAGGAGGGAGGAGGCGAGGUGGGAGUGCAUUUCCCCCUAAAACUCAACAAUAAGUUGCCCUGCUUGCUUCAUAUGCCAUUGAGCAUCAAGCAAGAACUGAAGCCGUCUGAGACAGCGGUCCAGAUGAAGAAGGACAAAAAAGCAGUUAAGGACCUGAUUGUUUGUCCAAAGAAGAAAAAGAGGAAACAACGUUCACCAGCUAAGAUUCUCAACAUCAAUGAUGAUGAAUCAUUGGGCAUACAAACCCCCAAGUGUCACGUCUGCAUUCACUGUAAUGCUGCAUUCAGAACCAACUACCAUUUGCAGAGGCAUGUCUUCAUUCACACUGGUGAGAAGCCGUUUCAGUGCAGCCAGUGUGAUAUGCGCUUCAUUCAGAAAUAUCUCCUCCAGAGACACGAGAAGAUCCACACUGGUGAGAAGCCUUUUCGCUGUGAUGAGUGUGGGAUGAGGUUCAUCCAGAAGUACCACAUGGAGAGACACAAGAGGACUCACAGUGGCGAGAAGCCUUACCAAUGUGACUACUGUCACCAAUACUUCUCCAGAACAGACCGGGUUUUAAAGCACAGGCGAAUGUGUCACGAAAACAGAGAGAGAAAAAGCAACAAGGCAGCUGGUAAAGUUGGGCCAUUGCGUGAAGCAGAUUCUUCGGGCCUCCCCUUUAUUGCCAAAGAGUGUUCACUGCCCAAGAAAAAGCGGCAAAAGUGUGCAGACAAGAGUUCUGGAGCUUCUACCAAUGCUAAAACGGAUGGGCACGCUGUCACUGUCGUCGAAACGGAGGAAAAGGACGAGCAAAGACCGAAUAAAAUUGAAGGUCUACCUCUCUAUGCUAUGUCCUCCAAAGUCAAACAUGAGUACGUGAUUGCAGAUUACUCUGGGGAACUUCCGGAAGAAACGGCGAGCCAACACCCAGAGGGUGACGUGUCAUCAGAAGACACGACUCCUCCCAAACUAGUCCUGAAGAAAGUCCCCAAGAGGAGUCUCAAACAGUCCAGUGAACAAACUCCUCCCUGCCUGUCCACUUCGUCUUCCUUUGAGGAAAAUACGAAGGUCACACAUUACACCUUUGAAAUCGUGGACAAGCAAGGCCUUUUAGAAGUAGAAAGCAACACUGAACUCGAGUCUCUUCAAGGAGGACCAACAAAGCCAGCAGCUAGCAGCACAAACUACGACGACGCCAUGCAGUUUCUCAAAAAGAAGCGGUAUCUUCAGGCGGCAAUGGCCAACAACAGUCGGCAUUAUGGCCUGAAUAUGAGCAGCAUUUCGUCUCAACCGCCUGUGACACAAACUGUGGUGUCAGCAGUUAUUGACGAAACGGUGCCUGCCACCAUUCUGGAGCCCCAGCCAAUCAACACAGAGAUUAAAACGACACAUGACAAGAGUGUGUUGCCAGAUGAGGUUCUUCAGACGCUGUUGGAUCAUUACUCUAACAAAGCCAACGGGCAAUCAGACAUUUCUUUCAGCGUGGCUGACACUGAGGUGACAUCAAGCAUAUCCAUCAAUUCCUCUAAUGUUUCAGACAGCAGCCCUGUUGAGAGUCUCGGAGCCUCCAGUGCCCCGGCUCAGCCCGCUACUGAGAAGGUCAGCCUCUUGCAAGAAUACUCCAAGUUUCUCCAGCAAGCAUUGGAGAGGACCAGCCAGAACGACAGCUACCUGACCAGCCAGAGCCUCAGCUUGGUCUCCGAAAACCCCACCUUAGCUGGACAACCUCUGUUCUCCACCGAUAAACAGUUUCCUUCCCCCAGCAGGUUCAAAUCAGGGAUAAGCUCUCCGCUAGAGAAACCUAACUUUGGAUUACUGGUCGGGGACUCCCAGCACUCAUUUUCAUUUUCAGGUGAUGAGACCACCCCUCCCUCCACUGUGUCCCCAGCUGAGGAGGACUUCCUGGAACAAGUCUCGCCCUCCAAAAAGACAGAUUCUUCACAAGGCAUAUUGCAGACUUUUCAAAUAAGCUCCUUUGAUCAGAACUUCAAAUCUAAUUUCCAGACGUCAAGAUCUGGAUCCUCCUCGCUUUUUACUGUUGCCAAUGGACAAUUAAGUCUUCGAGGACACAGCACAGACUUCUCAGAGUUCCCCUCGGUCAGAGUCAGUGAGACCAGGUCUCAACUGAACUCCUCCCCUGAUGUUUCCUCCAGUGAAACCUUUGGCUGAAGGGAGGGGUGAAAAAUUAAUGUCUGUUAAUAAUUUCAGCGGCACUUUAUCUCACAUUUCCUGUUUUGCCAAAACAAGUCACAUUGCAACUAUGUGGUCUCUCAAAGCAUUUUGUUUAAUGAAAAUAAUUAACUUUUCUUUUUUUGCAACCUCAUAAAAUGGAAAUACUGAACAUGUAUAUCAUCAUAAUUGGCAUUCCCUCUAAAAACAAGCAACAAAUUGUAAUUGUGCAUGGAUAUAUUUCUUACCCCAGAAUGUAGAUUGAGAGAUUAAGUGACCAAAGUUUAAUGCAAGACAUAACGUGAAUAUUUUCUCAUACUGUUGCCACAUAAUUUAUGUUUAAUGUUUUGUCAAUCAGUUUGCCCUUUAAAAUUAUCAAGUCACUCGUGCUGCUUAAUGCAAUAUUUCCACUUAUUGAAACAUAGGCCCUAUUUAUAUAUGCCUUUUUGCUCGUAGCUACCUCCCCUUGCUGUUUAUCUGGUUAUAUUUAAGUCCACUCCUAGAACCUUAUUAUUCCAGCUUUGUCACUCCUGUUAAAUUGUCUACUGAAAGGACACCAUGAUUAGAUCAUAACUGAUUCUUCACUUUAAGUCACUUUACUGUCACCUGAGAUUAGUGUGUCCUUAAGAAAUGUGUAGUGAAUGCGACAGGAAACUGAUUAUAUUCCUCUGAUAUGGAAUGUAGUUUAUCUUCCAUGUGCAAAUGAAGCUUAAUUUUGUUGGUUGUGAUGGCCCAAAGAAAUAUACAAAUAGUUCUCUUAAAUUCAAAAUCGAAUGAAUUAUUCAAUUUAAUGUAUUUCCUUUGUGGAUGAAUGUAUUGGCACGUACUUCUGUGACUCUAGUGCAGCAUAGGCAGAAAAGAAAAAUUAGGAUUUAGAUUUAGGCAUCAAAUUGUUGCAUUCGUGUAAUGGUUGCGGAGUCAUUAUUAUUUUCCUUCAGCAGUAUAAGUCAGUUGUAAUGAAAUUACUUAUGAGGAUUGUGCUUAAUUUUUGCACAAUUUGCACAAUCUUUCACUACAGGGAAUGUAGUGUGUACUUACAGAUUUGAACAUUGGAGGCGACGCUCGUUGCUUUCGUCACUUAUGAUGCAGCAUUAGGAGCUGCAGUUUUAUAAUACUUUUGAUUGUUCUUUGUGGAAGAUGCAUGGCUUUUGGGGAGACAACAAUGUGAUUAGACCCACUUGUUUUGAUUGAAACUCAAAGUUGUAUUAAGGCUAUAUUAUGAAAUACAGUACACAUGUAAAUGGGGUGCUUAGUUUUUCCACUUUAUUAGUUUUUGCAAAUGUGCCUUUUUUUUCUUCUUUGUUUUCUUCCUGGCUUUUCUUUACUCAUUCCCGUUUAGGUAUUUCCAUUUUUUCUUAGUCCGAGCUCUAAGGUUACUAAUUCCACUUGCACACUAACAACAAACACAUAAGCUAUCAACCUAUUCAGUCUGUAAUACGUUGAGAUCUGAGAGCGUUAUUUAAUUUUGCGCAUCAUAUUUUAUUAUUUUUUUAAUUUGAGCAGAAAUAACAUAUAGUUUAAUUCUCAAAACUAUUAUCUGUGGUUGGAAGGACACAGCAUUGUCAUUGUCUGUGCAGUAUGUGAAUACAGAAUCAUGUUUCAGACUUCUAAUUUUGAUCACUAUUUGCUAGAAUUCAAUAGUAAGCCACAUUUGUCCAGGCCUGCGUUUGAGUAAGGUCUCAUCUGGGCUUCAUCACGCUGUUGAUUGUAUUCCGUGUGCACAUGUAUGUGUGAUGUUUUAGGUGCUAUUGUGUAAAACACUGUUUUUAUAUGCACCGUCAGAUUAGGUUUGAUAAUCAAUGUUAAACUCCCUCUUGUUACACUUCUCCGGACAAUCAGGGACAGACAGCACCUGCGUUAAUCAUCAAAUGCUUUAUUUUUCCUCAUUGAACAUUCCCACUAUAAUGUAUAGAAGAUAUCCUGCUGUAAAUACAUUAAAUAUUUGUAUGUUCAGAGAA
Messenger RNA from Cyclopterus lumpus (lumpfish), 5291 nucleotides. It is a transcript of the gene znf148, whose product is annotated as zinc finger protein 148. Gene Ontology annotation, molecular function: DNA-binding transcription factor activity, RNA polymerase II-specific; RNA polymerase II cis-regulatory region sequence-specific DNA binding. The transcript has 7 exons. The record is from RefSeq and is a predicted model, not a curated record. NCBI's taxonomy places the organism in Eukaryota, Metazoa, Chordata, Actinopteri, Perciformes, Cyclopteridae. Bases 868 to 3333 code for a protein of 821 amino acids. Gene Ontology annotation, biological process: regulation of transcription by RNA polymerase II.